AUGGCGUAUCAUAUUUAUAGUCUCAUUGCGGGUAGAGAAUCUUUGUGGACUAAUUGGGUUCGAAAUUAUCGUCUUUGCGGCCGAAGUAUAUGGGAUGUUCCUAUUCAAGCCAACUCCCCUUGGGGUUGGAAAAAGCUUAUGCAAUGCAGGCAUAGUUUUCGGGAGUUUUUGUGGUGUAAAGUUGGAAACGGUCAGAAUACUUUUCUUUGGUUUGAUAAAUGGAGUGAUGAAUGUCCGCUUGCAAAUACUGUUACCCCUCGUCAAAUGGCCAGAUAUGGGUAUUCUAUUAAAUCUAAGGUUGCGGAAGCAAUUCAAGAUGGUGUUUGGGCAUGGCCAGACGAAUGGAGGACGAGGUACCCAUCAUUGUUUCAGCUUCGGCCCUUGAACCUAUCGGUGGCUCAAGAUAAAGUUUUCUGGAGGAACUCGGAGGGUAAAUUACUCCCGUUUUCGUCUAGGGAAGCUUGGGAAUCUAUCCGUACUAGUAGAGAGCCAGUAGCUUGGGCUAACGUGGUGUGGUCGGCGUUCAAUGUCCCAAAACAUGCAUUCUUAUGUUGGCUUAUUUUCAGGAGGAAACUCUGGACACAGGACCGUAUUUUACAAUGGCAGCAUAGAGUUACGGGUUCUAUGAACCAGAUGUGCUGUUUAUUGUGCCAUGCGGAUAUAGAAACACAUGAUCAUCUGUUUUUUCAAUGUAGUUAUUCCAAAUUAGUUUGGCAAAGUGUGCGGAAUAAAGUCGAUAUGGGCUCGGUUCAAGGAUCGUGGGAAGAGAUCACGGAUGUGCUGGUUCAGAGAGCUAAGUCAAAAGCUGUCUAUGCGGUGGAUAGCAGAUUGCUUGUUGCAGCGUCAGCGUAUACUAUUUGGAAUGAAAGGAAUUCGAGAUUUUUUAGUAACAAGCUAAGGCCGCCGGAAAAGAUAAUUGACACUAUUAUUCACAUAGUGAGAACGAAACUAAUAUCCUUCAAGUACAAGCAAACAUGCAAUGUGAAGAGAUUUUUGGAUGACUGGAAGCUGAACAAGGAAGAUCUUAUUGAAGAUUGA
Messenger RNA from Helianthus annuus (common sunflower), 1038 nucleotides. RefSeq lists its product as uncharacterized. The record is from RefSeq and is a predicted model, not a curated record. Lineage: Eukaryota; Viridiplantae; Streptophyta; Magnoliopsida; Asterales; Asteraceae. The transcript has a single exon. The coding region runs from base 1 to 1038 and encodes 345 amino acids.